Molecule: messenger RNA, 2425 nt
Organism: Durotheca rogersii
Lineage: Eukaryota; Fungi; Ascomycota; Sordariomycetes; Xylariales; Xylariaceae
Exons: 3
Coding region: 253-2109 (618 amino acids)
Biological process (GO): potassium ion transmembrane transport
Cellular component (GO): plasma membrane
Molecular function (GO): potassium ion transmembrane transporter activity
Source: RefSeq, a predicted model, not a curated record
UUCGCUGGCGAGGGGCGACGGCUGCGCAAGACGGCAGGACCGGUCUAACAAGUGACGACAAGAAAUAGGACUUCAGCUACAUUCUUUUCCAUCCUUGAUCACGCUUCUUUCCUUCUGGUUUUCAAUCCUUCCCUUCUAACUAUAACCCUCGAUUGGCGAUAUUUGAUACCCCUUGUUGGUUAUGCCCCUUGGUUCUGGCUUCCUUCUCACGUAGACGACUCUCGCGACGAUAGCGAUUCCCAUCCAACGAAGAUGGGUUGCCGCGGUAGUCGGAAGCAGGUCGAAAUUCGACCUGAGCAAAAGUGGGAUGCCAUUAGCCUCAGAGAUUUCAAGUCAACGUCAUGCUUCACCCCAUUCGCCUUCGCCUAUCUGUACUUCUCCCUUAUCAUAUCUCUGGCCGUUUACGGCGUCGAUACCUUCACGGCUAUUAAUCUGCUCGCCUUCAACACUUGGUCGUCCGCCAUCGAUCCCACCCAGCUUAUCCCGUUCGACGUUUCGAAAUGGAUCUUCUCCGCAUGCAUCAUCGCCACGUUCGUUAACCUUGCGUUCGAACAUCUCCGUGCUAUGAGGGUUAUGAAGCGAGGAAGCGUCGCCGAAUGCUACCUUGACCCUUUGGCAGUGCGUCUGGAAAGUGUUCGUAUGGGGUCUGGGCAGGGGUGGAGGCGCUUCCUCGUUUUCGCCGAGUUGACGAAAUCUAAGAAGGGGGCCGAGUAUGUGGCUCUUUUUACGUACUUCAGCUUUCAAUCAUGGAUCCGUGUUAUCUUCUGUUCUGGCCCACGCCAGGCCAUCAACGCCCUAACCAUAUACGCCGUCUACACUUCGGAUCUAAUCCCCACGGAUGUCUCCUCAGUAGAAAGUACUCUCGGAACCCUCUACAGCAAGCUGCAGCAGCUCGCUACUGAGAACACUCAGCAGGUGGUGAUUUUGUCUGGCAUGUUGUUCACCCUGGUCGUCUGGGUCGUGUCCUUCUUGUUCUUGCUCACCGCGGCCUUCUUCUACGUUUUCUUCCUCUGGCAUUAUAUUCCUCGGCAAGAUGGGGGCCUCCACGGCUACUGCGAGCGCAAGGUCAACAAGAGACUGACGGAAAUUGUGACGGUCAAGGUGAACAAGGCACUGGAAAAGGAGGAACGAGAUCGAUUCAAGGCGGAGUAUAGGGCCGCGAAGAAAGCUGGCGAAAAGGCGCCGGUGGGACGACAAGCAACUAUACCAACUCUGAUGGAUGACAGCAGCCAGGAUGAUAAACUCCCGGGAAUGCCCACGCUUAGCCGGAACGACACAAUGGCUACCUUGCCGCCAUACAGCUCGCGACCCGGGUCUACGCGCAGCAUCGAACUCGAUUCCUGGGACCCGAAACUGCCGACACGGCCCGCCAACGUCUCAUCUCGUGCCCCCCUGGUAGAUGAGGCCGCCCCGAUGGGCUUCGGGGGAAUCGCGUCUCCUGCGCCGACUCUACCCUCAUUUGACCUUGCUGAUUUGCAGCCGCCAACUCGGCCAGGAACGCGAAGCUCAAAGGGAAGCCUGAGCUCAGUUGGUGAGCUUGGUCGUUUGCAAACGAGCGGAAAUGGAUUCGACGGCGGAUAUACGGCAAGCCCAUCUACCUAUUCGCCGGACGCCCUGCCACCCAUGCCGCAACCCGCCCGCUCCCCGCCCUCGAUGGAUGGCUAUGGUCGACCCAUGCCUCGUUCCGUCAAUCAACUUGGUGGACGGCCUAGUAAUGGUGGGCCAAUCGACGGACGUUCCAGUCCAGCACCUUCCAUGUACUCCAACCGGGGGCCUCCCACGAACGGACGCUCUAGCCCGGCACCCUCUAUGUACUCAAACCGGGGACCUCCGGCGAGUGGACGCUCUGGUCCGGGACCGUCCAUGUUCCCGAACCGCGGUCCCGUCUAUAACGUUCACCCUUAUCCGCCUCAGCGUAGCGCCACGAAUCCUAUGUCCCCAGCCCAGAGACUGCCGCCGCAGCGGAAUAUGACAGCUCCAAUGCCGCCCCGGCAGCCGGAUGGAUACUACCCGCAGCGGCCCGGGACUACUACGGGCCAGAGGAACACGGGGCCAAGAUACGACUACGACGGUGACUUAGAAGCGCAACGCGACUUUCAAAGAUACUAGUAUUUAUACAAGGUGAAGGAUUGACCACAUGAAGGUGGGAUGUGCGGAUACCCUAAUAUUGUCACGCGUAUGCGGACAAACCCACAAUGUCUCUCGUUAUAGCUGAGCCGGCACGAGACGUUUGGGAGGACAUGUCUUAGAAAGUCGUCCUAUUUCGUUUAAGAGGACGCCAACGAGAAGGCGCUCGUAUUGUAAAUACAUCAGGGGUUGCGAUGAAUUUAAUGAAGUCUCGUUGUACUGCACGGUUCAUCUCGAAGAUUGUAGCAACUAUACGGGGCUGACUGUUCCCUAUUGUGGGCCUCUGAUCGCGGGUAUU